Messenger RNA from Tigriopus californicus, 5275 nucleotides. Its product is annotated as FERM domain-containing protein 4A-like. NCBI's taxonomy places the organism in Eukaryota, Metazoa, Arthropoda, Copepoda, Harpacticoida, Harpacticidae. Bases 908 to 5053 code for a protein of 1381 amino acids. Gene Ontology annotation, biological process: establishment of epithelial cell polarity. The transcript is spliced from 3 exons. The record is from RefSeq and is a predicted model, not a curated record. Gene Ontology annotation, cellular component: cytoskeleton.
ACGACGAAGUUCCAAGAUCAGCUAUCAGGCCAACAGUGGUAGGUAGUAGGACCAUUGGUAGUGAGUGGCCUUUCACAGCACCUAGCUUGGUGAAGUGAGUUCGUAUCCUGGCUGUUUUGGGUGCCAAGGAUCUGAGAGCCUUUAAAGGCCCGUUGGUAGAGCUAAACAGUGCUCCAAUUGUGCCCAAGAGGAAUGUGAGUACGUUAGAGCAGUCUUCAGUUGUGAUUUGGUUUUCGUAGUGGACGGAGCACUCGUGAUGUGGUGAAUGUGAUGAAAUGCGUCGUGAAAGUUUGUUAUGGAUGAAGAGUUUGUUGAUCCAUAAGAGGACAGGGGAUGAAGAUCAUCGUCAUCAUCAUUUCUCUUGUCGAAGUUCCGACUUGGAAUCGUGUCAAUAAUCACUCCGAGAAUUCAACUCAAAAACUUUGGAACCCGCUACCUACUCUCUCUGUUUCUGUGUCUCUUGAGAAUGUGAGAAAAAGAAGAAAAUGACGAAGACGAAGUGAACGCCCAAUUGAAUAAACAAAUACGGUGCAGUCAGUGAGGGACAAGACGGCUUAUUUUUCAACUAACCCCGACGACAGGCAAAGUGGGUGUCAUCUGAAGUGCUCACCGUGCCGUGGCAACCGAGUGGGGGAAUUGAAAUAAUCAGGAGUUGUGUGUAACAUGACACCCCAGAUCUGCUCAUUUGAGCGCUGUUCGUCCCUGCCACUGCACUCCCAUUGCUCUUUUUCCAACUUCUGCCUCUUCCAAUCAACAUCUCAAUGCUUAACUUCCAUUACCGAAAUCAACGGGACGCUCUGGGGAGGCUCGCGUCGUAGUUAAAUGAGGACAGAUCGAGUUGUAGGGCUCGCAUCUCCAGGUCGAACCAGGGACGCAUAGUGUGGCGUAAAACGAGCCAACAUUCGCCAUGGACAAGCUAUCCAAUAAACUCCGUCUCGUUCGGAGUCAAUCGAUGGGCGUGGGGAUGGGUAGUGUGGCCAUUCAUCCGGAUAAGAUACCGGUUAUGCGACGCACCCCGUCCCACGCUGAUGGGCGGGCAGCCUCCAUCGUCCUUUUGGAUGAGAGGCGCUUGGAAAUGCUCAUUCAACCUCGAUUGUAUGCGGGUGAGCUCCUUGAUUUGGUGGCUUCUCAUUGCCAAUUGAAAGAGAAGGAGUACUUUGGUCUGGCUGUGGUGGACGAUAGUGGUCAUUACACUUGGCUUCAGCUAGAUCGCAAGGUUUUGGACCACGACCUACCCAGGAAGCCCCAGACGUUGACCGUCCAUUUCCUGGUUAAAUUCUUUAUCGAAAGUAUUGCCCAUUUGUCAGAUAACAAAACCAUCGAGCUAUUCUGCCUCCAAGCGCGAAGUCUAAUCUUUCGUGGUACGCUCGAAGUAGAAUCAGACAUUGUGUUUCAAUUGGCAGCGCUCUCUCUACAGGGAUCGCAUGGCGAUUUCAUCGAUGAUCUCACCACUCGGUCCCUCAUCAAAAAGAGUCCCAUCUUGCCCGCCACCGUUCUCAAGGAGAACGCCUCUAUGACUUAUUGUGAGGAUCAAGUCAUUGAUCACCACAAGAAAAUGAACGGUCAAACUCGCGGCCAAGCCGUGGUGAACUAUAUGACCAUCGUGGAAUCCAUGCCCACAUAUGGGGUCCACUAUUUUGAAGUGUACGACAAACGGCAAACCCCAUGGUGGCUGGGGCUCAGUUGUAAGGGCAUUGCCCAAUACAGCUACAACGACCGAAAAGUGCCAGUCCGCGUCUUCCCUUGGAAGCAAUUGGAGAAUCUUUACUUCAGAGAUAAGAAGUUCUCCAUUGAAGUUCACGACGCGAAGCGCGUCGUUCAAACUCUAAGUAGUUUCAAUUUAUACGAGGAUGCGUUGAAACUCGACUCCGGUAAUCAAGCUAAGGAUGAGCUUGUGGAUGCCAUUGCAGAUUCCACCACUCAAGUGUCCGUGUCUCGACGAAGUUUCAACCCGGGUAGCAUCCAUGUGUAUGUGUGGUUCGGCAAGACUCAAGGCCUUACUAAAUGUAUUUGGCAAAGUGCAAUCUCUCAACAUCAGUUCUACUUGGAUCGAAAACAGGCCAAGAUGCGGCAUAACCCACAACGAACACUCAAAGAGAUAGCCCGUGAUCUAUCAAGAAGCACUGCAUCCCUUUCAAGUGCUAGUUCCCUCUCAAACCUUAGUCGCAGUGAAUCUACUCAUAGCUUGGCUGGAAUUUCCACAGGUGCCGGUAGUACUUUGAGUGGGAGUAGAAUUUUGACAGAAGAGGCGAUGCAAGAACAGAGCGAAGAGGCCAAGAGAGCCCGCAUGGAAAUGAUUGCGGCCUUGAAGGCUCGCCGAGAGGCUUUGGAGGCUAAACUAAAAGACAAGGAGAAGCAGCUCAAAGAGAUCUGCGUCAAAGAAGGUGAAUUAACCGGAGAGCUGCCUCCCGAGACUCCCUUGGCUCCGGGAGAACCACCGCCACAAAUUCGAAGAAGAAUGGGCACCGAGUUUGCCCUCUCCGAGGAUUUACUCAGGAAGAAAAACUCUCCGGAGGAAGAACAGCUCACUGCCCUGGAAUUGGAAUACGAAAUCCAAAGUAAGAUCACCUCUGCUGCUUUGAAGUUAGCUAACGACUCAAGUGCACCAAAAUCGGUGCGCAAGCAGAGGAAAAUCUCUUACCAACAAACUAUGCGGAAAUUCCGUGAAAUCGAAAAUAAGCUCAACAAAUUAAAGAGUACGGGUGGCAACCAUCACUCUCAAAUCCAAAGACGCCAUCGCUCAACGACCAGCGAUCUCUCGCCAGAUCCUCGUCAACAUUAUAACCGUCGGAGCAGUGCCGAGGACAUUCGGCGAGGAAUUUCUGUCCCCGACCUGGAUGCAGUCUCACAUCGUCAAACUCCACCUAAUGGGUUCUUGGAAAGUAUUGAUGACGUUGACGGGUUUUCUCCUCGGUCUUGUCCCAAUUCCCCAAGAAAGAAUUUCAACAAUCAAAAACCUCCAGACAGUAUCAGCCUCGAGCAUCCCAACUCUCAUAGGGCGCCCACUAUCACAUCAGGCUACAUUCCGUCCUCUGUGUACUUGAGGUCUUCAUAUAGGGCCAAACAGUUCCCGACCUUGAGCACCAACUCCUCAAAAGUACCUCUUUUGGCCACGGCUGAAAGGGGCGUUGACUCGUCGGGUCGAUCUGCUACACUGCCCACUUCACCAUUUAGAAACAAGUAUGAGGAUCCGCGACUGACUCAAUGCGACUCUCCUGUGGGAUUGUACAACAUUCCCCAACAGAGAACGAGCCAAGCAUUUUCUUCCUUGGAUGACAUUGAUGCUCUCACGACAAAUACCUUGAACCGAGCUUCUGCGUUGAACUCUGGCAGCAACAUCUCGAUUCAAGGGCCUCAACCUCCACCCAAAGCAACUUCGCGGAGUCAUUUAGGAGGGCAGUUCGGGCCCAUGCGAAUGGGAAGCUCUUCGCCGUCCAAUCAGUACCCCAGCCUCGAACGAGCCAUGCGGAGGCGUCAGCCUGGGCUGAAUCCCUUGAUGGCCAAUAGGGAGUUGCCAGCCUUACCUAAAUCCUCCAGCCCAACAGUAAGGUCAUCCAUCGAGUCCUUGUCUUCGGCAUCACUGUCUUCUCGAGUCGAGUCCGCUCGAAGCAUGGAAGAUCUGGAAUCGUUGGAGGCCUCUGGCUUUCGAGGACAUUCUAAGAUGCAAUACAGAGAGGUCAUGAUCAAUGGCAAUCCCAGUUCCACGGGUUCUCAUGAUGACCCUCUGGAUCCAAGUUUGAUGGCCGAUGCAAUGAGUAAGAUGAACCUAAGCAGUCGGCCUCAUCACCUUAGAAAUACAGAAGAAUACCCGCCACACUACUCUCCCUCGUCCUCCACGACAUCUGUGAUAUCCUCCUCAGGCGUAGCUUCUUCCAAAGGUAGUCAUCAUAUGUUGGGUAUCCGGCCACUAGAAACGGGUGGACCCUAUCCCAGCUCUCAUGCCAAAUUGGGGACGUUGUUACCAGGACAAACCUACCCGGAGCCAUCAGCUAAACCCCUAGCGCCUGCCAUUGGGCUCCAUGAUGUGUUUUAUCAGCAUCACAAGGCAAUUUCAGAGGCCUUGAGCCCGACCCCAUCGCAUCAACAGCAACAGCUAUUGCAGUCGCAACCACAGCCACCACCUUCCUCAUCAUCAGCGGGAGGCGCCAUGUCCUCACAUAGUCCGUCCAUGUCAUCCAGUACCUCAUCAGUCCUUUUGUCACAAUCCAAAAGAAUGAACCGCACUAAUUCCGUCCAAGAGGAACGACAUUUCCAUCACUCCAAUGAUGGGGCUCCUCCUCCUCCGCCACCCCCUCUCUUCCCCAAGCAACAGUAUUAUCAAGCUCAAAGACGACGGAGUGGCAUGAUGGGGGGCGGAGAUCUCCCCCUGCCGAUUCAGUCCACCCCUCAAAGUGUGAUUCCUGCAGUGGCACAUUCUUCGAUCCUGCCCGUUCCUCCUCGAUCGGUAGUGAGCGAAUCUCCGGCAGUGAACCGAAAGGUCAAACCCAUCAUGGCAACCCCACCAUCCACGUCGGCAACGUCCACAAAGAGCGUCUUGAAUGACUCGUUUGAUUCUCCAGUGGACCUUAAUGUGAGUGUCCCAAUCACUUCACCUUCCGCUGCCUUCGACAAAAACCAACAGCAAGCCCCAUUUCGUAAUGAAUCCACCAAACCCUUUGAAAUGUCGGAUUUCUACAAGUACAGCACCAAAUUCAGGAAACCCAGUGUGUCCGCAACUUCGACAUCGAGCAGCAAAUCCGGGGAGACCAAUAAUAAUACCUCAGUUGGUGACAUCAGUGAGGGUAUGAGCGAUUCCCCCAGAAGCAGUACGGCUAGCGGAAGCAGUAGUUCGAAUGGAGGUGCUCCACCCUUGCUCCCAGCCAAAUCGCCGAAGAAACUCCCUCCUCCCGUUAAUCAGACGACGAACGGGGAUUUAGGAGACGAUUUUUCCAGCGAGAUGUUGGCCUGGUACAAUGCCCAACAGAAACAGCAAGGUUCUCAUUCGAAUGGAAACAAAGGGACAUCCGCCAAGCAAUCCCAUCAUCCAACCAGCAAUCCGGCCACAUUGGUGUAAUGCGAGGGUAGACGCAGAGCAAUCGUUAGAUCACUUCCAAGUUUUUUGUUCCCAAUGGAGAACACUGGCAAAGUACAAAUCAAGAACAUGAAGGAUGACGAGUUGCCAUGUUGUCUUCGGUUUGAAUCAAAUCGAAAAAUGAAGUUAAAAAUGUUUUUUCUUGUCUAAUGUUUGGGAUGUCCAGCAGCAAUAUUACAAAUAAAAGAAGUGGAUAUGCGCAAA